This is a messenger RNA of Cuscuta epithymum, 3279 nucleotides long. The record is from the annotation of a GenBank genome assembly. NCBI's taxonomy places the organism in Eukaryota, Viridiplantae, Streptophyta, Magnoliopsida, Solanales, Convolvulaceae.
UCUAUAGUACAAACCAUAACUGCGUAAAAAGAUCGAAAAGCUCGCUCCUACUUCACCGGUUUUGUCGGACCGUGUCAUAGUUGACUCUACACUCCACUGUCCAAUUUCUCUCAAUUCCAUUCCAGUUCCACAUCUGAAGCAAUACGAAAAAGAGGAAUCUAAUUUUACUGAAAUAGAAUAAUCAAAUUCGCUGGUAUUGCUCUGUCACACUAUCAAAUCGCUGCUAUUCCUCUCCCUUGAUUGGUUUGGCAGAGGCGGCCGUUGAAAGCUGGAUGGGAUGGCUUCCAAGCCGUGGCUUGCUCCGGCCCCCUCUUAUGCAACUUUAGACGCAGCCUGGGAUACCGAUGAAGACGCCCCCGGCCCACGCUGCGCCCACACCCUCACCGCCGUCGCCGCCACCAAAACGCACGGCCCCCGCCUCAUCCUUUUCGGCGGCGCCACCGCUAUUGAAGGCAGCAAUGGUGGUCCCGGCAUCCGCCUUGCCGGUGUAACCAACGCUAUUCAUUCUUAUGACGUCCUCACCAGAAAAUGGUCCAGACUGCGACCAGCUGGAGAGCCGCCUUCGCCAAGGGCUGCACAUGCAGCUGCAGCAGUUGGAACUAUGGUUGUAUUUCAGUGUGGCAUAGGACCUGCUGGCCAUUCAACUGAUGAUCUAUACGUUCUAGACCUGACAAAUGACAAAUUAAAAUGGCACAGAGUUGUAGUUCAAGGCCAGGGUCCUGGGCCACGAUACGGCCAUGUUAUGGAUUUGGUCGCUCAAAGAUAUCUUGUUACAUUUGGUGGAAAUGAUGGGAAAAGAGUUCUUUCAGAUGCUUGGGCCUUGGAUACUGCUCAGAAACCAUAUGUCUGGCAAAAGCUAAAUCCAGAAGGUGAUAGGCCCUCUGGCAGAAUGUAUGCAACAGCUAGUGCACGUUCAGAUGGAAUGUUUUUGCUUUGUGGUGGAAGAGAUACUUCUGGCACACCAAUGGCUGAUGCUUAUGGACUACUUAUGCAUAGAAAUGGCCAAUGGGAGUGGACUCUUGCUCCUGGGGUAGCACCUUCACCAAGGUAUCAACAUGCUGCGGUAUUUGUUGGUGCAAGAUUACAUGUUACUGGAGGUGUACUUAGAGGCGGUCGUGCUGUAGAAGGUGAAGGAACUAUAGCAGUACUGGAUACAGCUGCUGGAGUUUGGUUAGAUAGAAAUGGGCUGGUAACUUCUUCACGAAACAAUAAGGGGCAAACAGAGCAUGAUCCUUCAUUAGAGCUUCUACGUCGCUGCCGCCAUGCAGUUGCAUCUGUUGGUGUUCGGAUAUAUCUUUAUGGUGGCCUCAGGGGAGAUACACUACUAGAUGAUUUCCUGGUUGCAGAAAAUUCUCCGUUGCAAUCAGAAUUAAAUUCCCCAGCAUUAACAUCUGAGCGAGCACCAGCGGGGACUCCUAGCAUGGACAGAAAGUCUAUGGAAAAACUAGCUGAGGCUUCUGCCGCUGAAGCUGAGGCUGCAAAUGCUGUCUGGCAAGCAGCACAGGCUGCGUCCCCUUCUUCUGAAGAAACCUCUGCAUCUAAUGACAAUUUCCAACCUACAGAAGCCACUUCAGAUGGCAGUGACAGUGAAGUGGAUGUCCGCCUUCAUCCCAGAGCUGUUGUAGUUGCAAAAGAAGCUGUUGGUAACCUCGGAGGGAUGGUAAGGCAGCUGUCCUUGGAUCAAUUUGAAAAUGAGAGUCGGCGAAUGCUUCCAUCUCAAAAUGAUCUCUCGAAUCCGACAAAAAAAAUUUCUAGGCAAAAAUCUCCCCAGGGGUUGCAUAAGAAGAUCAUAUCCACUUUACUCAUGCCCCGGAACUGGAAAGCUCCCGUCAACAGAAAGUUCUUUCUUGAUUCAUAUGAAGUGGGCGAGUUAUGUUAUGCUGCUGAGCAGAUCUUCAUGCAUGAGCCCACUGUUCUACAACUGAAAGCUCCUAUUAAAGUGUUUGGUGAUCUCCAUGGACAGUUCGGUGAUUUAAUGAGACUGUUCGAUGAAUAUGGGUUUCCGUCCACUGCAGGAGACAUAACUUACAUUGACUAUUUAUUUCUCGGUGAUUAUGUUGAUCGAGGACAGCACAGCUUGGAGACAAUCACUUUGCUUCUAGCUCUAAAAAUUGAAUAUCCUGAGAGUGUUCAUUUGAUACGAGGCAACCAUGAGGCUGCAGACAUCAAUGCACUUUUUGGUUUUCGUAUUGAAUGCAUUGAAAGGAUGGGAGAGAGUGAUGGAAUCUGGGCUUGGACGCGUUUCAACCAACUGUUUAACUACCUCCCACUUGCUGCACUUAUUGAAAAGAAAAUCAUUUGUAUGCAUGGUGGUAUAGGGAGGUCAAUAAAUUCAGUUGAGCAAAUUGAAAAAAUUGAAAGGCCAAUAACAAUGGAUGCUGGUUCCAUAGUGCUAAUGGAUUUACUAUGGUCUGAUCCCACAGAAAAUGAUAGUGUAGAAGGAUUAAGACCAAAUGCGAGAGGGCCUGGUCUUGUGACCUUUGGACCUGAUCGUGUUACUGAUUUUUGUAAGAGGAAUAAACUGCAAUUAAUAAUUAGAGCACACGAGUGUGUUAUGGAUGGAUUUGAACGCUUUGCCCAAGGGCAGUUGAUCACACUGUUUUCUGCUACUAACUAUUGUGGAACUGCCAACAAUGCUGGUGCAAUACUUGUAGUGGGACGAGGGCUGGUCAUAGUUCCUAAAUUGAUUCAUCCGUUGCCUCCACCUUUUCUGUCCCCGGAAACAUCUCCUGAACGAAUUACUGAUGAGACAUGGAUGCAGGAACUAAACAUUCAAAGACCGCCUACUCCCACCCGUGGUCGUCCACAGCCAGACCUAGACCGUAACUCACUCGCUUAUAUUUAACUGGGCGUUUUAAUCAACACAAAUUCUACUGUUGUGAAUGGUCAAUCCUUGCGGUUUCAAGGGGUAUAGUGGAACUGGGCAUACACUACGAACAAGUAAAGGGAUUCUUUCAAGUGUUGAGAAUAGCAAUUGAGUAGACAUGCAUGGCUUCUGCAUUGUGUAACAUAGCUGGUCUAGAUGCAGAACUUGGCUGCUACGAUCCUGAUGCCUACAAUUAGUUGGGAAGAUUGUAACAUUGAGCUGUGUAUUAUGUAUUGUUAAAAGAAAAUGCCGAGUAGGUUUUACUUUUUCACACUGAUUGGUUUGUAUUGUUAAACAGAUAGAGUAUAUUAUAUGCACAGAGAUGAAUAGCGCCAUUGGAUUCAGAGUCUGGUAAAUUUUGAAAGAUGUAAUGUAAUCGUAUAUCCUGUUGCUGUCCAAACUAAAAUUUCAGA